Molecule: messenger RNA, 782 nt
Organism: Cylas formicarius (sweet potato weevil)
Lineage: Eukaryota; Metazoa; Arthropoda; Insecta; Coleoptera; Brentidae
Gene: mRpL22
Product: large ribosomal subunit protein uL22m
Exons: 4
Coding region: 140-691 (183 amino acids)
Biological process (GO): ribosome assembly; translation
Cellular component (GO): mitochondrial large ribosomal subunit; ribosome
Molecular function (GO): structural constituent of ribosome
Source: RefSeq, a predicted model, not a curated record
UCUUAAACUUGCUUCCUACGAAGUUGGCAUUGGCACUUGAAUGUUGUCCAAAAAGAAGAAGUCUAUCUUCCUAACCCCGUCGGUACAAAGUAUUUGUAAUUUUCACUUUUAGUUGGAAGGUUGUGACACCCCAUAAGUAAUGAAUUUAUUAACGGUUUUGGCUUGGGGUAAACUUAAAGAAAACGGUCCAACUCACUGGUUAAAGUACAACGAGAAGAUAUAUCCGCCUCAGGGCGCAGAAGAGGAACCGCGACCCGCCUAUGUGUGUCAUCAGAGACCAAAUAUCAAAUAUAGUCCCUUCAAAAUGUGGUAUGUGGCGUGCCUGGUACGAGGAAUGGCCGUCGAUGAGGCAAUCAAGCAAUUAAAAUUUGUUACGAAAAAGGGAGCGACGGACGUCAGGGAAGUCAUAGAAGAGGCCAAAGAGCUGGCCGUUAAAGAACACAAUGUUGAAUUCCCAAGUAACAUGUGGGUUGCUGAAUCUUUUGUGGGAAAAGGACCGGUUGUAAAAGGGGUAAGGAGACAUGCCAGGGCAAGGAUGGGUAUAGUCCACUAUGUCUACUGUCAUUAUUUUGUAAGGUUAGAAGAAGGUCCUCCGCCGAAAUAUUAUUACGCUGCCCCAAAACGACCCCACGAACAGCUCGAAAAUUGGCUUGAACAAAUGAGGAGAAGAAAAAUUACCAACUCUUUGUAAAAAGAUUUUUUUUUGUAACAAAUUAAUAAAUACAAAAAGUUCCUGCGUUAAACAGAAUUGAAUAGGAAUGUUAACAGUUCAGGCUUGCUCA